Messenger RNA from Drosophila innubila, 2822 nucleotides. It is a transcript of the gene Past1, whose product is annotated as EH domain-containing protein 1. The transcript has 3 exons. Lineage: Eukaryota; Metazoa; Arthropoda; Insecta; Diptera; Drosophilidae. Gene Ontology annotation, biological process: endocytosis; endosomal transport. Gene Ontology annotation, molecular function: protein binding; calcium ion binding; GTP binding. The record is from RefSeq and is a predicted model, not a curated record. Bases 378 to 1982 code for a protein of 534 amino acids. Gene Ontology annotation, cellular component: plasma membrane; cytoplasm.
GAAUUGGAAUUGCAGCCUUGGUAUCGCUUAGUGCCUAAAGCGACCAACUUUUUUAUUCCAAAAAUAUACGGACGCGCGUGAAUCAUUCGCGACGAAUCGACUCACGACACGCAUAAAUCGAGUGUACAUAUUAUAUACGAAAUAUUCAUAUUCGAAUUUCAAUUACACGUAUACGCAUUCGCAUUCGCGUUCACAAUCGCGUUCGCCGCACAAAAUUUUGUAUUAUUGCUGUCGUUGUCGUCGUUGCAGUAUUUACGCCCCAGCCUGUCGCCUGCCCCCCUUCCGUCUAUCGUCUGUCGUCUGUCGUUUGCCCCGUCGACAAGAGUGUGUUACUAAUUUUGUAUUAAUAGUUGUGUUCUCUGUGUGUGCCCAACAAAAUGUUCAGUUUUCUGAAGCGCGAGACUCGCACCCAAGAGGUGGUCGAGAAUGUCAUCGGUGAGCUGAAAAAGAUUUAUCGCAGCAAACUGUUGCCACUGGAGGAGCAUUAUCAGUUCCAUGACUUUCAUUCGCCCAAACUGGAGGAUCCCGACUUUGAUGCCAAGCCCAUGAUACUGCUGGUGGGACAGUAUUCCACUGGCAAGACGACCUUCAUUCGCUACCUGUUAGAGCGCGAUUUCCCGGGCAUUCGAAUUGGACCCGAGCCGACGACAGAUCGCUUUAUAGCCGUCAUGUACGAUGACAAGGAGGGCGUCAUUCCCGGCAAUGCGCUUGUCGUCGAUCCGAAGAAACAGUUCCGCCCCCUGUCUAAGUAUGGCAACGCGUUUCUCAAUCGCUUCCAGUGCUCGAGUGUUGCGUCCCCUGUGCUAAAUGCCAUUUCCAUUGUGGACACGCCCGGCAUUUUAUCUGGCGAGAAGCAGCGCAUUGAUCGUGGCUAUGACUUCACUGGCGUUUUGGAAUGGUUUGCGGAGCGUGUGGAUCGCAUUAUUCUGCUGUUUGACGCACACAAAUUGGAUAUAUCCGAUGAGUUCCGACGCUCCAUUGAGGCUCUCAAGGGUCACGACGACAAGAUCCGCAUCAUUCUCAACAAGGCGGACAUGAUCGAUCACCAGCAGCUGAUGCGUGUCUACGGCGCCUUGAUGUGGUCUCUGGGCAAGGUGCUGCAGACGCCGGAGGUGGCACGUGUCUACAUUGGAAGCUUUUGGGAUCAGCCACUGCGUUUCGAUGCGAACCGUCGGCUCUUCGAGGAUGAGGAGCAGGAUCUGUUCCGUGAUCUGCAAUCUCUGCCACGCAAUGCGGCGCUCCGCAAGCUUAACGAUCUGAUCAAGCGAGCACGCUUGGCCAAGGUGCAUGCCUACAUUAUUGCCGAGCUGCGCAAGGAUAUGCCCUCGGUGUUUGGCAAGGAUAGCAAAAAGAAGGAUCUGAUUAAGAAUCUUGGCCAGGUGUACGAUCGCCUUCAGCGUGAGCACUCCAUAUCACCGGGUGACUUCCCGGACAUUAAGAAAAUGCAGGAACUUCUGCAGCAUCAGGACUUUACAAAGUUCCAUUCCCUCAAGCCGCAUCUGCUGGACAUCGUGGACAACAUGCUGGCCAAGGACAUUGCGAGACUGAUGGAAAUGAUUCCGCACGAGGAAAUGACGCUCGUCAACGAGCCCAUUGUCAAGGGAGGUGCCUUCGAGGGCGUCAUCGACGACAAUGUCUCACCAUUCGGCUACAUGAAGGGCGAGGGCAUUGAUGCCGGAUACGGGGAACACGAAUGGAUAUGCAACAAGGACAAGCCACGCACAGAUGCCAUCUUCAACGGGCUGGGACCGGUUGAUGGCAAAAUAUCCGGCUCAACUGCCAAGCAAGAGCUCAUCAAAUCAAAACUGCCCAACUCUGUGCUUAGCAAAAUCUGGAAAUUGUCUGACAUUGAUUGCGAUGGUUUUCUGGACAUCGAUGAGUUUGCGCUGGCGAUGCACUUAAUCAAUGUCAAGCUGGAAGGCUGUGAGCUGCCCAAUACGCUACCGGAGCACUUAGUACCGCCGUCAAAGCGUUUUGCUUAAUGCUGAUAGCAUCUAUAGCAUCAAGGCCUAUCCGAAAAGCACACACACAUACACACAACCCCCCACAAGACGGAAAAUUGCUGGCAACUUCAACGUGAAAAAUGCUGCACUCUGUUUUCUUUUUCUUUCCUAUAUCGUUGACAAAACAGAUACUGUCUUUUUAUAUGUACUUUAUUCGUCUAUAAAAUUUGCUGUUUCGGGGUAUUAUCAUAACUCAGAAAUUUAAGCAUUAUAGCCCAGAUAUCAGCAACCAUGAAUUCAUAGAAUUUACACAACAAAUAUUUUUGGAUAAUAAUCAAUUUUAAAUUGUAAAGCGAUAGGAAUUAAUAAUGAAUGAAAAAAGAAAAAACUGAAACUGAAACUAAAAACUAGCUAGUGCAAUUAUACAAAAAAUAUUACAGUCCAGCAUGUGCGCCGCCUAGUUACCCAACUUCACUGUUGAUUUAAGAAAAAAGUACAUAAUAAAUAAACACUUGUUUAAUUAUAAUGAGAAGGCACGAAAUGAAAAAGUAUACAACAUGUAGGUUUAAAUAUGUUUAUGCCCCUUAAAAUUUGCCUAAAACUGAGCCACUUUUGAUAUAAAUAUUUUUAUAUAUACCAGUAUAUAUAUAUAUAUACAAUGCAUUGAAGUCGGUUUAAAAUAACAUAUUUAUUUGCUAUCUUGUUUAAUUUAUCAAAAUGCUCCACGCAUGCAAUGAAUGUUGUGCAAUUCUAAUUGUUGUUUUAAUAAAGCAAACAAUUUUACCUUUGCUUCUUAUUUAGUGAAUUCUUGAAUACUAUUAUUGUGAAAUAAAAAUUUGAUUUAAUAACUUGUAUAAAUUAAAUAAAAUGAACAAUUUA